Sipha flava (yellow sugarcane aphid) is the source of this 1227-nucleotide messenger RNA. Its product is annotated as zinc transporter ZIP3-like. The transcript has a single exon. The record is from RefSeq and is a predicted model, not a curated record. Lineage: Eukaryota; Metazoa; Arthropoda; Insecta; Hemiptera; Aphididae. Gene Ontology annotation, biological process: zinc ion transmembrane transport. The coding region runs from base 1 to 1227 and encodes 408 amino acids. Gene Ontology annotation, cellular component: plasma membrane. Gene Ontology annotation, molecular function: zinc ion transmembrane transporter activity.
AUGAUCGACCAGCAGCAGACGGCGUUGGACCCAUUGACCAUUGUCAAGAUGUUGGCGGUGAUCGUGCUGGGCCUGGGCUCGUUCGUGCUGGGCCUGGUGCCAUUGAAACUGGUUCAGAUGUGGGACCGGGACCAAGAAAUCGCGGCCAGCAUCCGGCCCCGCGCCACGGCCAACCUUCGCGCCAAUGCCACGGCCACGCGCACGGCAAGGCAAGUGCACGAGAGCGUCUCACCCGCUGUCUCCAAGCUGCUGUGCUUCGGCGGCGGCGUGCUGCUGUUCACCACGCUGCUCCAUCUGCAGCCCGAGGUGCGCGACCAUGUGGUGCAGCUGCAGCAUGCGGGCCGGCUGCCAGAGGGCCCGGUCAUCGAGAACUUGGGCGACCUGAUAUUCUGUGCGGGUUUCUUUGCCGUGUUCGCUGUGGACGAGUUGGUGCACUGGGCGCUGGACCGGUUCGCGGACAGCCACGAGCGCUCGGGUACGGGCCGCAGGGUGCGUGCGCUGCACCGGUCCAUGAGCCUGAGACGUCGCGGCCGGGCCGUGCAGGCCGAGGGCUCGGACGACCCGAAGGCGGCCGGCACCGCGGGCAAGGCCGAUGAGGCACAUAACGACACCGAGGACAGUUGGUCUAACGCGGCUACCGUGCAGGACGCGGCCGUGAUCGUGAUCGAGCCACCGGCACGCGAGAGGCGCGACGGCGAGCGCAGCAUCACGCUGACCACCGCGGAGAACGCUAACAGCGGCCCGUCGUUCCGGCACCUGUUCGCCGUGUUGGCGCUGUCGUUCCACGAGGUAAUCGAGGGCCUGUCCAUUGGGAUGAUGCAGAACGUCGACGACACGUGGUACCUGUUCGUGGCCGUGGCCGUGCACAAGCUGGUCAUCGCGUUCUGCAUCGGCCAAGAGCUGGCCUGGUCCCGCGUCGGCAAGCGGGUGACCGUCACGUACGUGGCGACGUUCGCGUUCAUCACGCCAUUCGGCAUCUCCAUCGGCAUGGCGCUCUCUUACUUCGACACCAACGAUGAUUCCCCGGGGCCGCUGUCCGUCGUCUUGCAAGGGGUGGCCUCCGGCACCCUGCUAUACGUCGUGUUCUUCGAGGUGCUGGCCAGGCACAGGAAACCGGGCCAAUGGCACUUGCUGUCCAUAAUUCUCGGGUUCGGCAUCAUGUUUACGCUGCAGAUGGCCAGUAAGUACACGCUUUGUAGAACACUGCUGCACGUGAGAAUCGCGUAG